Messenger RNA from Pelecanus crispus (Dalmatian pelican), 1399 nucleotides. Lineage: Eukaryota; Metazoa; Chordata; Aves; Pelecaniformes; Pelecanidae. The record is from RefSeq and is a predicted model, not a curated record.
UGUCACUGGAUUACAGAGCUUUACAUUCUUGCAACAUUGCAGAAAUUCAGAAAGAUGUGGAAUAUCGACUGCCAUUCACUGUAAACAACUUGACAAUUAAUAUUAACAUCUUGCUUCCACCUCAGUUUCCUCAGGAAAAACCAGUCAUCAGUGUUUUCCCACCUGUGAGACAUCAUUUAAUGGACAAGCAGGGAGUAUAUGUGACCAGUCCAUUAAUAAGUAAUUUUACAAUGCACUCAGAUCUUGGAAAAAUUAUUCAAAGUUUACUGGACGAAUUUUGGAAGAAUCCUCCGGUUCUGGCUCCUAGCUCAACAUCAUUUCCAUACCUUUUCAACAAACCAGCUGGAAUGCCUCCUUUUGCUCCUCAGGGGUUUCCAUUUCUUCCUCCAUACCCGCCUCAAGAGACAAACAGAACAAUGGCAGCGGUGCCUGUUGCUGAAUCAGUUUCUUCAAGCUACACUACAGACAAGCCUGCUGCUCCCUCUUAUGGCUUGAUUGCUGAUCUGCCACUACCUGUUCCGACAGCAGAAGCAGUGCUUCAGGUUAGCCAGAAUGGAUUUACUUACAAGAUGCCUGAUGUUCCUGAUACAUUUCCAGAACUCUCAGAACUAAGUAUAUCACAGCUGACCAAUAUGAACGAGCAAGAGGAAGUGUUACUGGAACAGUUUGUGACUCUACCACAACUGAAGCAAGUCAUUACUGAUAGAGAUGAGUUAGUGAAAAGCAUUGAAGAGCUGGCAAAAAAAAACUUGUCACUGGAGCCUAGUCUCGAGGCAAAAAGACAGAUGGUGUUGGAUAAAUAUGAGCAACUCACACAGAUGAAAGCAGCCUUUGAAAAAAAGAUGCAAAGACAGCAUGAACUUAGUGAGAGUUGCAGUCCAAGUGCUCUGCAAGCCAGACUUAAAGUAGCUGCUCAUGAAGCUGAAGAAGAAUCUGACACUAUUGCAGAAGACUUCUUGGAAGGCAAAACAGAAAUAGAUGAUUUUCUUAGUAGUUUCAUGGAAAAGAGAACGCUCUGCCACUGUAGACGAGCCAAAGAGGAAAAACUUCAACAGGCAAUAGCAAUGCACAGCCAAUUUCAUGCUCCGCUAUAGACUUUCUGCAAACUACACUUGCCAAGAGAACGAAUGAAAAACCCAAUAAAGCACACUUUUAAAUAACUAUUAUUUGCAAAUAAGCAUUUCAUCUUAUGUGGUUGUAUUUAUAGAAGAGAUUGUAUACAGAGUUGGGAUGGUUUUUGUACAAAUUAGAAUGUCUCUUUAUAUUCUCAUUGUACUCAAGAAUCCUUCUAUUGCAAUCUUUGCACUAAUUUCUUCUAUUUAUUGUUGAUAGUUCUUAUUAUAUUUAAGUUCCUGCUGCUAUACUCCAUUCUUCAGAGAUUAAAUAUCUAAACAUGUAA